UUCACUCAGCCCAACCCAGAGAAAGUCCCAGGUCUUUCAAUUGGCGGAACAGCAGCGAGGCGUUGCUUCUGAUUGGUCAGACCUCAAGAGGUGGGGCUCACGGACCAAAACAAGAAAUUGAAUGGUAAAAAGCAAAGUCAGUCAGACUCCGAGGCCCGCCCCCUGAGACUGACAGGUAACCUAGCAACGCGGGCACCGCCGCUGUAACUGCAGAGAAAGGUGGAACCCCUCGGAACCGGGUCGCCUGGGACAGCAGGAGCCUGCAGUCUCCAUCGCUGAGGACAAAGACGGCCACUCGCAGAAAUGGCUUCAGAGGUCCUCACCGUGGAGCCUCUCUACCAUGGCCCUGACAUCAACAGAAUACCACUAAGGUCACAGCCAGCCCCAAAGCCAGCCAACCCGCCCAAACCCCUGGUCCCCUCCAAGUCCAAACUCACGACCAUCGAGGCCAAGAGGAUCAUGUCCGUCCUGGAUGAGACCAUCUACAAGGUGGAGCUGGUGACCCUGCUGUCGUACGUGGCGUCCAACCCGGAGGCCAUGGAGGGGAUGCUGGGCGAGGGCAUCAUGACAGCAAUACGACAGCACGAGGACCUCUGCGAGCUCUUGCUGGAGACCACCCAUCGCCUGCAGGAGCGGGAGAGGCAGCUGCAGGAGGAGGAAGAGACCGAGGAGGAGGGGUGGGUCCGGGACCGCCGCUUCUCCCUGAGGCUGCAGAAGGCCAGCCUCCUGCCGCUGAUGCAGCAGGUCCGAGACUCGACCAAGGACAGCCUGAGGCUGCUGCUCGGCAGCCCCCAGGCCUCCAGCUUCCUGCAGAUGCAGACGCAGGGCAGAAGCGCAGAGGCCCAGAGCUUCAUCGACAGCCUCAUCGAACUGCGCGGCUUCCUGUUUGAGAAGUUGCUCACUAGCCCCAUGGAAGCCAGGGAGAAAGCCCAGUUCAUACAGGACGUCAGCCGGCGAAACAGGAGGAACCAGGAGAUGAUCGAUAUUCUAGAAAACGAGCUGGCAGUGGGGAUGAAGAGGAGGAAGGCAGAGGUGGAGAAGGAGAACUUUGUGAUCCAAGAACUGAAAAACCACCUGCACCAGGUGCUCAAGUUCUCGGAGAACAACCUGGCGCGCACCAAGCAGGAAGCGGAGAAGCAGCAGAAGGCGGACGCGCGGGCCUCGCAGGCCAGGCUGGCCAAGAUCCAGCAGGACAUCCUGCUGCUGCGCACGCAGUUCAACAACCUGGUCAUGGAGAACCGCGAGGCGGAGCAGGCGCUGAGGAAGAAAAAGUAUAAAGUGGAGACAGAAGUCGAGAACUGGAUCCAGAAAUACGACACAGAAAUGAGUGAAAAGCAGGAGGAGUAUGAAGACCUGGAGGUCAUCCACAAGGAGGAGAAGGCCCAGCUGGAGGAGCUGCGGCGCAAGCACGACGUGCUGGUGGAGGAGUUCGCGCAGAUCCGCACGGAGCGCGAGAUCAACUCCAAGAAGAGGAUGGAGGCCGAGCAGGAGAUGGUGCGCAUGGCGCGGGCGGCCACGCUCAUCCAGGCCGUGUGGAAGGGCUACCUGGUGCGCUCCAUGCUCAGGUCCAAGAAGAAGAAGCGCAGCAAGGCCAAAGGGAAGGACAAGGAGAAGGCCAAGGGCAAGGGCAGGGGCAGGGGCAAGGGCAAGAAGUGAGCCCCGCCCCACGCCCGCGCGGCGCCCCCUGCAGUUCACAGCCGGAACCACAUUCAGGGAAACGGCAUACAAAUAAACCUCCUUUACCCAGG
Molecule: messenger RNA, 1748 nt
Organism: Oryctolagus cuniculus (rabbit)
Lineage: Eukaryota; Metazoa; Chordata; Mammalia; Lagomorpha; Leporidae
Gene: DRC10
Product: dynein regulatory complex subunit 10
Molecular function (GO): protein binding
Source: RefSeq, a predicted model, not a curated record